CGCAUUUCCAGCUGUUGUAAUCGGACACGCUUUUCAUGUAAACUUAUUUCUUUCUGUGUAAUAGUAGUGAUUUGUUUUACUUACGUCUCCGCAACACACUCUAAUGUCGAGGCAAGGAACGAGGCUUGACCAAAAGAAAGUCAACUCAGAACUGUUUACGUUGACUUACGGAGCGCUGGUAUCACAGCUGAUGAAAGACUAUGAAAACGUUGAUGAAGUUAACAAACAACUCGAAAGAAUGGGCUACAAUAUAGGCAUAAGACUAAUUGAAGAUUUCCUAGCCAGAACUGGCACUGGCAGAUGUUACGAUUUUCGCGACACUGCGGAGAAAAUUCAGUCAGCAUUCCGGCUUUAUUUGGGUAUUUCUCCGCAAAUCAUGAAUUGGAGUAGCAGUGGUGAUGAGUUCUCUCUGCAGUUUGACUCCAAUCCACUGACAGAAUUUGUCGAGCUUCCUGAUCACUGUCUCAAUUUGAAGUAUUGCAAUGUCCUCACCGGAGUUCUUAAAGGGGCCUUGGAAAUGGUUCAAAUGGAUAUAGCCUCAUGUUUUGUGCAAGAUCAUUUGAAAGGAGACCCAUGCACUGAAUUAAGGGUCAAGUUUAUCAAACGCCUGGAAGAUGCCAUACCUGCUGGCGAAGACUGAAUACAUAUGUUGUGUUACGUGAUAAAAAGUAUUAUACCAACUUUUUGGGUUCAUUGUGUAACUCAUCAUAUUUUGUUUAUUAUAUUAUUUUUCUUUUUAAUGUUUAAUAUUGUCUAUUUGGUUAGGUGGUAUAGUUUUGUAGAUCUAAAUCCUUAUCAAGGCCAGAACAAAUUUGCUUUUAUUUUGAGGCAGGUUUUUAGGUAGAGUACCUACCUAUUAGUUCAACCUCUUUUCGGAGAGAAAACUUGUAUCGUUUAUUGAAAAAAAUGUACUGAUGGCUUGUAACAGCCAGAGAAGGAAAAUAACUGUCCUUAACCGCUUCUAAAAAUCCUUCUAGUGAGCACAUCUUGAAGGCAUUUAUGAGUUGCAGCGAAUGAGUUAGGGGUACCUAAUGAGUGUGUUGUCUUCAGUAGAAUAACUUCUCCAGAGACACCUUAAAGAUUCUCGGUUUUUUUUAUAAAAAGGUAUUCUACAGUUAAUGUAAUUUUUUGAGAGAUUCUCUAUGAAGUAUUCUUUCUCUAGCAAGAAAAGAAGAAAGGAGGAGGAGUAGACAUCGUAACAAACUCCUCUCAAAGAAUAUGAGAGACACACCUUUUAAAAAAACUGUUCGAAAUUUCUUGGAAGAAAUCACCGGAAGUGUUUUGUAAAGGUUCCCUACACCUUCUACUUCUCCAAAAGUUUUGCUUAAAGUUUACAAUGAAUUGAUUCAGUUUCGAAAGAGAAUCCAAGCAAAAUAAUUUAAUAUGGAGAAAUAUUGUUCAGAGUUUUCUUUUUCAUUCGACUCUGUGUAAGAAAUGAAUUGUGAGUCCUUGUUCAUAGAAUUUCAGAUAGGUACUUUUCAUAGUCUCAGAAUUUUUGACAUGAGAAGGUAAGACACCAAUUAAGUCCUUGACACCAACAACUCUAUUUUUUUGCAUAAAUUUAACUUGAUUUUUUCAGCAAAGUCAGUCUAAAGUGUCAAGUUUUUUUCACGCUUGUUAAUUUUCCAACUUACUCUGUAAUUACACUUUCUAAAAGUUUAAGCACCCACAUAAUUUGUAAAAAUUUCAAGUUAAAGCAUACAAUUUUGGCUUUGAGAAUGUAAUACCUAGUGUGUUUGAAUAUGCUUGAUACACUCAAAUGAAAUAAAAAUACACUUUCAACUAGA
This is a messenger RNA of Bemisia tabaci, 1787 nucleotides long. Its product is annotated as blocked early in transport 3. Gene Ontology annotation, cellular component: TRAPP complex. Gene Ontology annotation, biological process: Golgi vesicle transport. NCBI's taxonomy places the organism in Eukaryota, Metazoa, Arthropoda, Insecta, Hemiptera, Aleyrodidae. The record is from RefSeq and is a predicted model, not a curated record.